Microtus ochrogaster (prairie vole) is the source of this 1409-nucleotide messenger RNA. NCBI's taxonomy places the organism in Eukaryota, Metazoa, Chordata, Mammalia, Rodentia, Cricetidae. The record is from RefSeq and is a predicted model, not a curated record.
GGUUGAAGCUCAGGCCAUCCUCUCUUCCCUCCUCCCGGGGAUCGUGAUCCUGGUACUCGCAGCCUUCUCGCAUCUCCAUCCCAUCCCUCCCCAGGAAAGGGGCGAAAGCACGAGGCAGGCGAGGGGCGGGGAGAGGCGCUGACAAAUCAGCUGCGGGGGCGACGUGGAGGAGCCGGGAGCCAGAGCGCCUAGCAGCAGACGGCAAGAGACCAGCAGGUGCUGCCCCUGUCCCUACUCCUCCGCCCAGCGCCUUCCUUCCCACUGCCAUUGAAAUAAAAUCAGGGGGAAAGAGGAGGAAUUGAAAUUCUGCCGAAGCCAAGGGCGCCGAGUGCGUUCCAGCUUUUAUUCGUACAGUAAGGAGGCUGCCUUUGACCAGUGAUUAAUAGAAGUGGCGAGGACAUUUGGCAACAGUGUGGAAGAAAAUACAUCUUUAGCCAUGGAUGUGUUCAUGAAAGGACUUUCCAAGGCCAAGGAAGGAGUUGUGGCUGCUGCUGAAAAAACCAAGCAGGGUGUGGCAGAAGCAGCAGGAAAGACAAAAGAGGGAGUCCUCUAUGUAGGUUCCAAAACUAAGGAAGGAGUGGUUCAUGGUGUGACCACAGUGGCUGAGAAGACCAAAGAGCAAGUGACCAAUGUUGGAGGGGCAGUGGUGACUGGUGUGACAGCUGUCGCCCAGAAGACAGUGGAGGGAGCUGGGAACAUUGCUGCUGCCACUGGAUUUGUCAAGAAGGACCAGAUGGGCAAGGGUGAAGAAGGGUACCCACAAGAAGGAAUUCUGGAAGACAUGCCUGUGGAUCCUAGCAGUGAGGCUUAUGAAAUGCCUUCAGAGGAAGGAUACCAAGACUAUGAGCCCGAAGCCUAAGAGGGCCUUGAGACCCAGUGUCCUGAGAUCUCCGGCCACUGUCCCAUGGCGUACAAGUGCUCAGUUCCAAUGUGCCCAUUCAUGACGUUUUCUCAAAGCUGUACAGUGUGUUUCAAAGUCUUCCAUCAGCAGUGAUUGACGUCCUGUACCUGCCCCUCAGCAUCCCGGUGCUUCCCUCUCACUACAGUGAAUACAUGGUAGCAGGGUCCUGUGUGCUGUGGAUCUCGUGGCUUCAAACCUAAAAUGUUAGAAGAAAAUUAAAACACCUAAGUGACUACCACUUAUUUCUAAACCUUCACUAUUUUUGUUGCUGUUCUUGAGAAGUUGUGACUUGCUACCUUAUAAGAGUUUUAGGUGUCCUUAAUGAUUCUUUCUGUCUAAGAAUGAUGUAUUGUGAAAUUUGUUAAUAAUAUAUUUUAAAAUAUGUGAGCAUGAAACUAUGCACCUAUAAAUAUUAAUUAUGAAUUUUACAGUUUUGUGAUGUGUUUUAUUAACUUGUGUUUGUACAUAAAUGGUGAAAACUAAAAUAAAGUAUCAUCUCAUUGCAAAA